CGGAUCAUACGACGAUUAUCAUAAAGUGUGUGUGUCUGUGUCUGUGUGUGUGUGUCUUCUCUAUAUAAAUGAAAGCGAUACAGAGAAAGUGAACCAGACCUCCUCUCUCCUCCUUCAUGAUCAGAGUCAAACUGAGCAGAAGACAUCAGUGGACGUCACACUGGACCCUUCACUCCCACAGUAAUGUGUCCAUCUGCAGAAGACAUAUGAAAUUCCAACCAGAAACAACUCUACAGUCACAUGAGGAUGGGAGAUCUUCUCUGACCUUGAGGAGUUUGUCUUCUCAUUAGAAUCAACUCUGCUGGUACCAACUGUCUGGAACUGUAAUAGUGUUGUUAAAGUUUGUAACUAUACCACAAUGAAAACAUUUCGGUCAUUUUGGAGUUCAGUAACACCAGUGUUAUCAAGAUCAAAUGUUCCUGUAAAAACAGAGCCAACUGAGACUUCUUUUGAUUCACAACCAAAUGAUAGUGAGUCAAAGAAGCUGGAAGUCAGUAAAAGACUUGCAGAUGUUGUUAAAGUAAAAAGCACUCUGUUGAAAUCUGAGAAAGGGUCUCUCUCCAUUUAUAACAUUCCCCUGAAAGAACAACAAACCAGUGUAUGUGGUUGCAGAUGGUUCAGUUUUGGGGAAGAUGUCACAAAACAAAGUCGUACCAUAAUGGUUGUUGGAGCAACUGGUGCUGGGAAGUCAACUCUAAUCAAUGGGAUGAUCAAUUACAUUCUAGAUGUUAAAUGGGAGGACUCAUUUAGGUUUAAGUUAGUUGUUGAGGAUCAGUCACAAUCUCAGGUUCACAGUCAGACCUCUGAAGUCACUGUGUACAAAAUCAACCACCAGGAGGGGUUUAACAUCCCCUACUCUCUGACCAUUGUGGACACUCCAGGUUUUGGAGACACCAGAGGAAUAGAAAGAGACAGAGAGAUCACACAGCAGCUACGUAAUCUAUUCUCUUCUGGACAUGGUGUCACUGAAAUUGAUGCAGUGUGUGUUGUAACUCAGGCUGCUUUAGCACGACUCACACCAACACAGAAAUAUAUCUUUGACUCAGUGCUCUCAAUCUUUGGCAAAGAUGUGGCAGAAAACAUCAGAGUUCUGGUCACAUUUGCAGACGGUCAAAAGCCUCCAAUUCUAGAGGCGAUCAGUGCUGCAGGUGUCCCAUGUCCUAAAACUAAGAACGGGCUGCCACUUCACUUCAAAUUCAAUAAUUCAGCCUUGUUUGCAGACAACAAAUCUGCAGCUCAUAGCGUGAGUGGAGGUGAUGAUGAUGAUGAUGAUGAUGAUGAUGGAGGAUUUGAUCAGAUGUUUUGGGACAUGGGGACAAAAAGCAUGAAGAAGUUUUUUGAUGCUUUGAAUCAAGUAGAAACUAAAAGUUUGACACUGACAAAGGAGGUCCUCAGAGAGAGACAACAGCUUGAGAUUUCAGUCGAAAAUCUGCAGGUGAAGGUUAAAGUUGGUUUAGCCAAGAUGGAGGAAAUAAAAGAGACAAAAGAAAAACUGAAAGAGUUUGAGGCAGAGAUCAAUAGAAAUGAGAAGUUUGAGUUUGAAAUGACUGUCACAAAGCCUUUUCAAUACGACAUUUCUGGCUCUGGAAACUUCAUCACCAACUGUCAGACAUGUCAUGUCACCUGUCACUACCCUUGUGGUAUACCAAAUGAUAGUGAUAAAGCAGGCUGUGCUGCAAUGGGACAAGAUGGAUACUGUACUCAGUGUCCAGGCAAAUGUUACUGGAAUGUACAUUUUAAUCAGAAGUACAGAUGGGAUUAUAAAGUAGUUACAGAAAAACAAACUGUGAAAGAGCUGAAGGAAAAAUAUCUUAAAGCCACAGACGCUAAGAAACCUGUUCAGACAUUGAUUGAUAAACUGAAGACUGUAUAUGAUCGUAUCCAGGAUGAGGUGGUGAAUCUGAUAAAGGAAUCUGCCAGAUGUCUGGACAGACUGAAAGAGAUAGCACUGAAACCAAACCCUCUGUCCACUCCAGAGUACAUUGACAUGUUGAUUGAAGGAGAGAAAGCUGAGGCCAAACCAGGCUGGAAGAAACGAGUUGAGUCUCUGAUGAAGAUGAAACAAAAAGCAGAGUUCAUGGCUAAAGUAGAGAAAGGAGAGAAUCUUCUCAGUUCUCAGUUUUAAUUUAGGUCAACAGGACAAACAUGACACUGAGACUAAAACCAACAAAGACCAAGACAAGGACGAUAACUGCAGUGACAUUAAAGACCAAGACAAGAGAUUGAUAGAAACCAAGAGGAAAAGAUCAACAGAGACCAAGAAAAGGAACAGACUGAUUCAGAGACUGAGCUCAGUUCUGAUUUAGUUCAAGAUGUGACUGGAGUUUUAUUCAAGUAGUCGAUUACAUGAUGUCCUGUGGCU
Molecule: messenger RNA, 2362 nt
Organism: Mugil cephalus (flathead mullet)
Lineage: Eukaryota; Metazoa; Chordata; Actinopteri; Mugiliformes; Mugilidae
Exons: 3
Coding region: 359-2125 (588 amino acids)
Molecular function (GO): GTP binding
Source: RefSeq, a predicted model, not a curated record